Messenger RNA from Rotaria socialis, 390 nucleotides. The record is from the annotation of a GenBank genome assembly. Lineage: Eukaryota; Metazoa; Rotifera; Eurotatoria; Philodinida; Philodinidae.
AUGUUUAUACUUUCGGAUCUUUAUCGGGUUUCAAUAGGUGUUGGCAAUCGAGUAUUAACACCUCGUAUGAAACAGAUUGUCAAAUGGGAUCAUCCGGCUGGAAUGAAAUAUAUUCAUUUUUGGGCUCCACUUAUGAAAUGGUCGUUAGUUGGAGCUGGAUUUGGUGACAUGCUUCGACCAGCCAAUAAACUUUCACUAAAUCAAUCGAUAUCUUUAUUUGCAACUGGUGCUACUUGGAGUCGAUAUUCAAUGGUCAUUGUACCAAAAAAUUAUAUGCUUUUUGCUGUCAAUAUAUUCUUGGCUUUCGUUGGUGGACAACAAGUUGCUCGUAUAGCUCAUUAUCGUUAUACACACUUGGAAACGCCGAAUGAGAAGGAAAAACAAAUCUAA